Symphalangus syndactylus (siamang) is the source of this 3276-nucleotide messenger RNA. RefSeq names its product zinc finger protein 320. Gene Ontology annotation, biological process: regulation of DNA-templated transcription. Gene Ontology annotation, molecular function: RNA polymerase II cis-regulatory region sequence-specific DNA binding; DNA-binding transcription factor activity, RNA polymerase II-specific. The record is from RefSeq and is a predicted model, not a curated record. NCBI's taxonomy places the organism in Eukaryota, Metazoa, Chordata, Mammalia, Primates, Hylobatidae.
GAUUGACUUCUAAAGACUCUUGGUACAUGAGGAAGAAACCCGGAAGUGGAAGAGGAAAGCAAAGGAGUCAGGGAUGGCUCUUCCUCAGGGUCUAUUGACAUUCAGGGAUGUGGCCAUAGAAUUCUCUCAGGAGGAGUGGAAAUGCCUGGACCCUGCUCAGAGGACUCUAUACAGGGACGUGAUGUUGGAGAAUUAUAGGAACCUGGUCUCCCUGGGUGAGGAUAACUUCCCCCCUGGGGAUGUGCCGGGCACGGUGGCUCACGCCUGCAAUCCCAGCAGUUUGGGAGGCCGAGGUGGGCAGAUCACGAGGUCAGGAGAUCGAGACCAUCCUGGCUAACGCAGCGAAACCCCAUCUCUACUAAAAAUACAAAAAAUUAGCCGGGCAAGGUGGCGGGCGCCUGUAGUCCCAGCUACGCGGGAGGCUGAGGCAGGAGAAUGGCGUGAACCCUGGGGAGUGGAGCCUGCAGUGAGCCGAGAUCACGCCACUGCACUCCAGCCUGGGUGAAAGAGCGAGACUCCGUCUCAAAAAAAAAAAAAAAAAAGGUAUUGCAAGAUUUAUAGUAGAGUCCCUAAACAUCCUUUGUUUAAUAAGAUUGGUCAGCCUGCGGUGAUGUUGAUGAUGAGAUGCUCCUGUUCCUGUCUCUGUCAUUUCACUGUUAGAAAUAGCUUAGACUGACUGGCCACAGUGGCUGACGCCUCUAAUCCUAGCACUUUCAAAGACCAAAGUGGGUAGAUUGCUUGAGGUCAGGAGUUUGAAAACAGUCUAGCCAACAUGGUGAAACCUGGAAUGUACUAAAUGGCAAAAAUGGGCCAGGCACAGUGGCUCACACCUAAAAUCCCAGCACUUUGGGAGGCUGAGACAGGUUGAUCACUUGAGGUCAGGAGUUCAAGACAAGCCUGGCCAAUAUGGUAAAACCCCAUCUCUACUAAAACUGCAAAAACCAGCUGUGCAUGGUGACAUGCGCCUAUACUCCCAGCUACUUGGGAGGCUGAAGCAGGAGAAUCACUUGAACCCAUGAGGUGGAGGUUGCUGGGAGCUGAGAUCAUGCCACUGCAUGGGCAACAGAGUGAGACUCUGGGCUGAGGAGGGAGAAUCACUUGAGGUAGGAGAAUCCUGCCACUACACUCCAGCCUGGGUGACAGAGCAUGACUCGAUCUGAAAAACAAACAAAAAAGGAAGUAGCUUACACUGGGAAACUUAAGACACAGAAAUUUAUUUCUCAUGAAUUUGGAAAGUGGGAAAUCCAAGAGCAAGGUGCCAGCCAAAUUGAUUCCUGGUGAGAGCCUUCUUCAUGGUUUAGCCCAGCCAUCUUCCUGCCAUGUCCUAAUAUGGUGGAAAGAGGAACAGGCAGUGAGCUCUUUAAUGUCUCUAUAAAUGCACUAGUCCUAUUCAUGAGGAGUCAACACCCACGACUAAAUUCUCUCAAGGUCUGCAUCUGCAGGAACAUCCUAUUAGAGAAUACCACAUCUACCAAAGCUUAUUCGAGAAGUAGUUAUUUAUCUUAUUUUAUUUUUUUGAGAUGGAAUCUCAUCUUGCUGCCCAGGCUAGAGUGCACUAUCUUGGCUCACUGCACCCUCAGCCUUCCAGGUUCAAAUGAUUCCUGCCUCAGACUCCCAAGUAGCUGGGAUUACACGCACCUGCCACCAUGCCCAGCUAAAUUUUUUUGUAUUUUUAGUAGAGAUGGGGUUUCACCAUUUGUUCCAGGCUGGUCUCGAACUCCUGACCUCAUGAUCCACCUGACUCAGCCUACCAAAGUGCUGGGAUUACAGGUAUGUGCCACCAUGGCCAGCCAUUAGUCAAUUCUUAUUCCUCAUAAUUCUGUGUAUUUUCUUCACCUCAUACUUCAGAAGGUAGUGAUGUUAACAUGUAUUUCAGUUCUUAUGUUGUGUACUGGUGGUAACUACAAGUUAUGACUUUUUUCUUAAGAGGGAAUUGUUUAGAAUUCUGCAGGCAGUAUAAAUUGACUUAUUAUUUUCUUCCUUUUAUGAGUGUUCGGUAUGUGGUAUUCAAUAUAACUGACACACUCCCUUCGUUAAUGUCACAAACUGCCGCUGGGCACAGUGGCUCAUGCCUGUAAUCCCAGGACUUUGGGAGGCUGAGACGUGUGGAUCACAUGAGUUCGAGAUCACAGGAGUUCACGGGAGUUCGAGACUAGCGUGGCCAACAUGCUGAAACCGCAUAAAAAUUAGCUGGGCAUAGUGGCGUGUGCCUGUAAUCCCAGGUGCUCAGGAAGCUGAGGCAAGAGACUCGCUUGAACCCAGGAGGCGGAGGUUGCAGUGAACCAAGAUUAUGCCAUUUCACUCCAGCCUGGGUGACACAGUGAGACUCCAUCUCAAAAAAAUAAAAAUACAAAAAAUUUUUUUUAAAAAAGUCACAACGUACCUAUUCCACAUGGAUAUAGGUAAUUUUGUAACAGUUAUUCAGAAAAAUAUGGUAUUAACAUUUUCUUUUUUUUUUGAGAUGGAGUCUCACUCUGUUGCCCAAGGUGGAGUGCAAUGGUGUGAUCUCAGCUCACCACAAUCUUUGCCUCCUGAGUUCAAGUGAUUUUCCUGCCUCAUCCUUUCAACUAGCUGGGAUUACAGCCGCCCAUGACCAUGCCCGGCUACAUUUUAUAUUUUUAGUAGAGAUGGGGCUUUGCCAUGUUGGCCAGGCUGGUCGAACUCCUAACUUGAGGUGAUGCUCCUGCCUCAGCCUCCCAAAGUACUGGGAUUACAGGCGCGAGCCACCACCCCCUGCCUUUUUUUGUUUUCUGAGGUGGAGUCUCACUUUGUCACCUAGGCUGGAGUGCAGUGGAGCAAUGUGGGCUCACUGCAAACUUUGCAUCUUGGCUUAAAUCAGUUCUUAUGCCCAAGCCUCCCUAGUAGCUGGGACGACAGGGUGGGCCAUCACACCUGGCUAAUUUUUGUAAUCUUAUCUUCUCAGUGCUAUGAUUGUUUAAUAAUACAGAAUUUCCAUUGAUUUUGGUUAUCCUUACAAGAGCUUGUUGUGAUUAUUUACCAAUAUAGCACAUUGUCUGGUUUUUUAGCAUUUAUUUGUAUAUGCUAAAUAUACUGUAUAUAUGAAGAAUACAUAUUUUUCUCUUCCUUGAUGUGACAGUGAUAUAUUUUUUGCACUGUGUGAUACCCCUUAGGAUUAAAGUGGAAAAAUACUCCUUACUUUAGGCUUAUGUGUGUUUGUACCCUGUCAGUGUUUUGUCAUGAUAUUGGAAAUAGGCUUCUGUAAAAAUGAUUUGAAGUAUAUGUAAUCGGCCUUUAUUUAUUAAAGGAUCUUACUCA